This is a messenger RNA of Nymphalis io (European peacock), 950 nucleotides long. It is a transcript of the gene Cpr66D, whose product is annotated as cuticle protein 19.8. Bases 49 to 702 code for a protein of 217 amino acids. Gene Ontology annotation, cellular component: extracellular matrix. NCBI's taxonomy places the organism in Eukaryota, Metazoa, Arthropoda, Insecta, Lepidoptera, Nymphalidae. The transcript has 5 exons. The record is from RefSeq and is a predicted model, not a curated record.
GUGGUGUACUUUGUUAAUUAUUUUUAAUAGGUUCAAUAUAAGUGUGCAAUGUUGCGUAAGUGUAUAACGUUAGCGAUUUUAGGGUGUGCAGUCGCAGCGCCUCAGUAUCAAAUCCACCAACAGCAGGAUGAGGGCAUUCCUCCACAUCUAUUGAGGCAAUACAUCGGUGGACAACAACAAGCCCAGCACAUACCUCGUCCCGCUCAGCAGCCUGCACCAGCUCCUGCUCGACUUCCAUACAACGUACAAGCUGAGGAACAGUACCAACAAAGGCCUCAAUAUCAACCCCAGCCUCAACCUCAGCCACAACAGCAGUACAGGCCUCAACAGCAACGCGAACCUGAAGACUUUGACUCUCAUCCUUCUUACCAGUUCGGUUUUGACGUAAACGACGAUCAAUACACCAACUACCAGAACCGCCAGGAACAGAGAGAAGGUGACGUUAUCAAGGGCUCAUACUCGGUUGUUGAUAGCGAUGGCUUCAUCAGAACCGUCACUUACACCGCUGAUCCUAAAGAGGGUUUCAAGGCUGAGGUUUCCCGAAAGCCCACCGACAUCGUGGUAAAAAUUCCAACUCCCAAACCACAGACACUUCAGGCUCAGGCGCCACAGCAAAUCGCUCACCAGCCGCAAAUUGCUCACCAACAACAACAACAAAGACAACAACAAUCCCCUCAACAGCAAUACUACCGUUACGAAUAAUAAAUUAAAAAAUAAAUCAACUAAUACCACACAACGAUCAAUAGGACACGCAUUAUGUGCUCGUAAAGAGGUCCACAUGUGUGGAGUCAGUGUUAUUGUCUAUGAUUUUUAUCUACGAUUUUUAGAAGCAACAAAAAAAUCGGCAGUAUUAACUAUUCCUAUUUUGAAUGAGAUAAAUUUUAUUUCAAAUUUCAACGUCAAAUCGAACAAGUUCCUCAGCUUUAUAAGUUUAACAUAGAUACAGGCCA